Molecule: messenger RNA, 482 nt
Organism: Paramecium sonneborni
Lineage: Eukaryota; Ciliophora; Oligohymenophorea; Peniculida; Parameciidae
Source: the annotation of a GenBank genome assembly
AUGAAUUAAAUAUGCCAAACUUUUGGUCAUGAUUAAAGGAAAAUUCAAUAUAUAUGUUUACAGCCAUAAGAAAUAUUAUGGGCUUGUUCAUAAUGUUUCGAAGAAAAUAAAGAUCGAUAUGACUUCUAACCUAUAAAAAAUGUCUUAGAGAUUUUGGAAUAAACAAUUAAAGAGGUCAGAAAAAAUAAUAGUCGAAAGUAAAUAGAUGAAAUAAAAAAUCUCUUUACAGAAGUUUAAAAUUAAAUAGUAGAGAAGUUUAAUUAAUCUAUGCAAUUUUUAAAAGAAUCUUUUUAAUUACAGUAUGAUGAAUUACUUGGCUUUCUAAAGUUCUUUAACACAUUUGAGAUUGAUUAAUUAGAUUCUGAUCAUUAAGAAAACUUAAAAUACCUUCAAAUUGUAGUACAUUAAAAAGCAUCAUAGUAAACAAUAUUUGAAGUUUAAACAAACUUUAAGAUUGAGAGACUAAACAAUAUAAAAAAAAA